AUGGCUUUCUUUUCCCUUCCUUCCUUGACUCACCCUAUCCAUCCUACCCCAGUUAGCUCUUUCUCCUUAAAACCUUUAAUUUACUCAUCUUCCCCUGGCUUCUUUUCUCACCCGUUCCGGGCAACUCGUGUAACAAACCAAAAAUCCCAUGCAGAAGCUAGCACAUGUAAAGCCCAAAAGGCAGACCAUCAUCAAAACCCUAGUACUGAUGACAGUAUUAGUUCAUCCAAAUCCAAAUGUGGUAAAACUUCAGCAGGGAAAUUUGAAAGAAGGGAUGUCCUUCUUGGCCUCGGCGGGUUAUAUGCUGCAACCACGCUCGGCACCAAACAAUCAAGCCUUGCGCUGCCAGUUUCACCCGAUAUUUUCAACUGUACCGAAGCCACGGAGACCCGAAAUGGCAUACCUAUCAACUGCUGCCCUCCCUCCGCCGCGGGUUACAAUGAUUAUACACCUUCUGCUAGUGAAGUCUACACAAGAAUGCCGGCUCACGCGGUCAGCCAUGACUAUGUCAAAAAAUAUUCAUCUGCCAUUACAAAAAUGAAGAACCUUUCUAUGAGCGAUCCUCGUAAUUUUUACCAACAGGCAAACGUCCAUUGCGUGUAUUGUGACGAAGGGUACCCUCAAUUGGGCUUUCCAGACAAAAAAUUGGAGAUUCAUAGCUCAUGGCUUUUUUUUCCGUGGCACAGAUGGUACCUUUAUUUCUUUGAAAGAAUUUGUAAAAACUUGCUUGAUGAUGAUACGUUUACUUUGCCAUUUUGGCAAUGGGAUGAUUCUUCAGGCAUGCAAAUUCCAUCCAUGUUUAACGACAGCAAAUUGUCCCUAUACGAUUGCAUCCGCAACCCAAAACACUUGCCUCCUAAAGUGGUGGAUUUAGCUUACAACGGCACAGAUUUGCCAAUCGACCCCAAUAUUCAAAUCCAGUACAAUUGUUGCACAAUGUACACUCAAAUGAUCACUCAGUCGUCCACGCCUGAGUGUUUUUUCGGACAGCCACUUUUGGGGGGUAAUGAUCCCGAUCCCGGAGCGGGCUCCAUUGAAAAUAUACCCCACAAUUGUGUGCACGAUUGGGUUGGCGACCCUUCCCAGCCUAACAACGAGGACAUGGGCGUCUUAUAUGCAGCCGGCCGAGACCCUAUAUUCUAUGCUCACCAUGCCAACGUUGAUAGAAUGUGGUACAUUUAUGACAAUGUUUUGAAAUGCAAAAAUAUUGAAGACCCAGAUUGGUUAAAUUCCUCUUUUAUUUUCUUCAACGAGGCGGCGAGACCCGUUAGAGUGACGGUUAAAGAUUCCACAAAUCUCGCCAAGCUUGGAUAUACCUAUCCUGACUUGCCACUUUCUUGGUUAGAUUGUAAGCCAAAAGCGCGGAGAAGGGGCCUGAACCCGACAAAGUCCGCACCUAAGGCUAGUGAAGUGAUGCCAAUGCAAUUAGAGAAACCCGUCAGCUUCGUGGUUGAGCGGCCUAAGAAGUCAAGGAGUGGAAAAGAGAAAGCAGAGGCAGAAGAGGUGCUGAAGAUUAAGGGAAUCCAAUUUGAUAAAGGAGAAACUGUGGUGUUCGAUGUGUUUGUGAACGAAGAUGAUACCAGUCAGAGUAAUCCGUGCAAGGCUGAGUCUCUAGGAAGCUUCAACAGUUUGGCGCAUGGACAUAGCAUGAAAUCUACCACUUCCCAGUGUUUUGCGAUUUCAGAGGUGCUGGAGGAAUUGGGAGCUGAUGAUUUUGACAGCAUUUUGGUCACUUUGGUCCCCAGAAGAGGUGCUGUGACCAUAGGAGGUAUCGAGAUUACCUUUGUUCCUAAAUCUUAA
Coffea arabica (coffee) is the source of this 1800-nucleotide messenger RNA. RefSeq names its product polyphenol oxidase I, chloroplastic-like. The record is from RefSeq and is a predicted model, not a curated record. Gene Ontology annotation, biological process: pigment biosynthetic process. Gene Ontology annotation, molecular function: catechol oxidase activity. Lineage: Eukaryota; Viridiplantae; Streptophyta; Magnoliopsida; Gentianales; Rubiaceae.